Molecule: messenger RNA, 749 nt
Organism: Sorghum bicolor (sorghum)
Lineage: Eukaryota; Viridiplantae; Streptophyta; Magnoliopsida; Poales; Poaceae
Exons: 4
Coding region: 49-564 (171 amino acids)
Source: RefSeq, a predicted model, not a curated record
UUCGACCAUCAAAAGUUUGAUUUGAUCCAUAGAUCUUGAAGAGCCAGAAUGCCACGUCGUGGAAAAAGUAGCAAACCAAGCUAUGGCCGGACGACCGGGAGUCCGUACAUCAACAAGCCGCUUCCUAGUGGUGUUCCAGUACCUAUGUGGUUUUGUGGUGAUCCUUGCAAGGUAGACAUUUCAGAAGACGAGGAAACCUAUCGGCAGAGGUAUUGGAUGUGUUCCAAUUAUGCCUGGGAGCCUACGCCAAAACAAUGCCGCAGUAACUUUAUUACCCCUCCACAAUUGUGUGAUUUUGAGCAGUGGAUCGACACUAAGAUUAAGGAGUCCGACAAGCGGCUUCUACAAGGCCUAAAGGAGUGGGAUGCAGAGCGUGGAGAGAUAUUAGAGAAGAGACGCGGAGAGGAGGCUCAAAAGAGGGAGCACAAGGAAGAGGAGGUCAGUCUGUCGAUGCUUCUGUUGAAGGUCAGUCUGGGCACAAGUGUGUGGACCUACAAUUUUUGUGAUCUUGAACUUCCCGGUGGCCUUAUGUUUACGAGCACAGACCCUCCAGUUGCAAUCUAACAUCUCACACACAACCGUGUAGCGGCGCUCAACAUAGGAGUGCAACACCUUGAAGGGUCUUUUACGUAUUACAGAAUACUGCUGUAACCACCUUUUUAAGCUGGGCAAGUCAUUAAAGAUCAUGCCCUUCUGAAUUUGAACACUGUCACUAGCCUCAGGAGCCUCCAGUAGCUCUUCCCUCUGCA